AUGGACCCUCUCCAGGACCCUCUCCUUCUCCAGGCCGGCAUCACCACCCGCGCCAAAUUUCUGGAGGUCUAUGGCUUCCACUACGACGACAACACCGUGGAGUUACCUCCUUCAUCUGCCCACACCGGCAAUCAGGCCACCAUGGCUCACCAUGGUGAUUUCCACAGCCUGAUGGAAGGUGUGGAGAGCCGGGACCCCUGGCUCCAGACCUUCACUGACGGAGGCAUUGCCUUCUGGGAGGAGUAUGUCCUUCCUACCUUUGAGCAACCAAAGGUGAAGAUCAUCUGGGGCGAAGAGCCUCAAUACAGCGAUCUGGAGGAGGAGGUCUCGGUGGAGGAGACCGACUCUGAGGAGGAUCGUCGACCCGCCCGUUCGGCGUGGAAGAGACCUGUGGAGGCCAGCUGGCCUGCCUCUACAGGUUCUGUUGAAGCUCAGGGGAAACAGCCCUCUUCAGACGGUGUCCCCUACGCGGACUCGCCUGAAUGGCAGCAAGAUGAGGAUGGUGAGGAGUUUGAGGGCGACGACGAUGAGUACGAGCGUCCAGCCAGGCUCUCGGGCGCGCCUGCUCCCACCAUCUUCUCUCGCAAAGCAAGCGCCUGGUCUGAUGACGAGGAUGCUGCUUGCAUCAAGUUUAUGAAGGAGGUGUGCACCCUGGCACAGUACGCCGCCAUCGCCGGCACAGAGAAGCGCUUCGAGGUGGUCGCCGAUCGCAUGAAGCGUGAAGCUGGCUUCAACCGCACCGCUUCUGGUGUGAAGCUUCAGUGGAACCGCAGAUUGCGGGCUGCCUCGGGGUUCGAGGAUCGCGGUGAGAAGAAGCGGGCUUCUGGCCUCACCACCUCUGCUCUCAGCCAGGGUACCAAACGUGGCACCUCCGCUGUCACCUCUUUGGUUUCCAGCACUUCGAGAGGCAGGAAGUCUUCGGCAACUUCUGCUCAGUCCACUGAGACGAGCUCCCUCUCUGGCCGCAAGGGCAAGCGCAAGGCCACCUACAUCGACAGCGACGACGAGGUUGACGAUGAGGAUAUCGACUCUGCAUCUCGCCCUUAUCCUGCCAAACGUCCUCGCAUCGCCGCAGAGGCUUCUUCUUCCGCCCUGCCUUCGACUCAGGAUGUCGCCUACUACGACCUCUCCACCGCCAACAUCCUCUCUGGCCCAAGGGCAUCUCGCCACAGACCCGCCGCCAUCGCUCAAGCCACCACCACCGCCGCAACACCUCGCAGAUCCGCUCGUCAGCAGCCAAUCACUACCGUCAACGACGACGCCGAUGAUGAGGAGGACGAAGCACCCGAGCCCAACUACAACAGCCUGUCAUACUGGCAGGAGGUGCUCCGCAAGCGUCAAGCCAGAGUCGCCGAACAACGCGAGGAAUAUGAGCGUCAGCAGCAGCAGGAAGAGGAAGACGAUGACGAAGACGAAGAGCCCGUUGUCACCAUUGCCGACAGAGCCAGAAAGAGUCGCGAACUUCGCAAGCAAAAGACUUCUUCGACCACCGAACCUACUUCUACCACCAGAUCAUCAAGAGCUCCUCGUUUCGUCCUGUCUCCUAUCGCCGAAGAUGCCGAACAAACAGUCCACAUCACACCCGCUACAGCUGCUCAAAUCGCUGCCGACGAAGAAAUCGCAAGACAAAUGCAGGAAGAAUGGAACGAACAACCUACUCGUGCUCGUCGUGGUCGUGGCUUCAGAUGA
Aureobasidium melanogenum CBS 110374 is the source of this 1689-nucleotide messenger RNA. RefSeq lists its product as uncharacterized. The transcript has a single exon. The record is from RefSeq and is a predicted model, not a curated record. Lineage: Eukaryota; Fungi; Ascomycota; Dothideomycetes; Dothideales; Saccotheciaceae. Bases 1 to 1689 code for a protein of 562 amino acids.